Messenger RNA from Striga asiatica, 1242 nucleotides. The record is from the annotation of a GenBank genome assembly. Lineage: Eukaryota; Viridiplantae; Streptophyta; Magnoliopsida; Lamiales; Orobanchaceae.
AGCAAAGAAGUUCAUCGUCCUUUUUCUCAGUUCUUCACCUUUUACCACUUCAUAUAUUACUCAUUUAUCGGCAGCAGGACAUUUUUCUGCAAUCUAAAGCAAAUGAAUGCUCUUGCUGCCACCAAUCGGAACUUUCGUCGGGCGGCCCGCAUCCUCGGCCUUGACGCCAAGAUCGAGAGGAGUCUUUUGAUCCCAUUCAGAGAAAUUAAGGUGGAAUGCACGAUCCCCAGAGAUGAUGGAGAGCUGGUAUCGUACAUUGGAUUUAGGGUGCAGCACGAUAAUGCCCGUGGACCCAUGAAAGGAGGAAUCAGAUACCAUCCGGAGGUUGACCCUGAUGAAGUCAAUGCUCUUGCUCAACUGAUGACCUGGAAGACUGCUGUGGCUGAUAUUCCGUAUGGUGGGGCAAAAGGUGGGAUUGGGUGCACGCCCAAAGAUUUAAGUACGAGCGAGUUGGAACGCUUAACACGAGUCUUCACGCAGAAGAUUCACGAUCUCAUUGGGGUCAACACUGAUGUGCCAGCACCUGAUAUGGGAACUAAUGCUCAAGACCUGGGAGGAUCACUGGGAAGAGAAGCCGCAACUGGGCGUGGAGUUGUAUUUGCUACUGAAGCCUUACUCGCUGAACAUGGGAAAUCGAUAAAGGAUCUAACAUUUGCCAUCCAGGGGUUUGGGAAUGUUGGAUCAUGGGCUGCAAGGCUGUUACACGAACUAGGUGGAAAAGUUACAGCAGUGAGUGACAUAACUGGAGCAGUCAAGAAUUCUAAUGGAAUUGAUAUACCCGCACUAAUUCGGCACAAAGAGAAAACUGGGAAAUUAUCUGAUUUCAAUGCUGCUGAUGCAAUGGACUCGAACGACUUGCUCGCUCACGAAUGUGAUGUUCUCAUACCUUGUGCUCUAGGCGGCGUUCUCAACAGGGCCAAGUUCAUCAUUGAAGCUGCAAAUCAUCCGACUGAUCCUGAAGCUGAUGAGAUUUUGUCGAAAAAGGGCGUUGUAAUACUUCCCGACAUAUAUGCAAAUUCAGGAGGAGUGACUGUUAGUUAUUUCGAGUGGGUCCAGAACAUUCAAGGCUUUAUGUGGGAUGAGGAUAAAGUGAAUCAAGAGCUAAAAAGAUACAUGACUAAAGCCUUCCAUAAUAUCAAGCACAUGUGUCAAUCACACAAUUGCGAUCUUAGGAUGGGCGCCUUCACACUAGGCGUUAACCGUGUUGCUCGUGCUUCUCUACUGAGGGGUUGGGAAGCCUAA